AUGGGAGCAGGAGCCGGAGCGGGAACCGGAGCCGGAGCGGGAGCCGGAGCGGGCGUCGCGCUGGUGCUGGUGCUGGUGGCGCUGGGCUGCGGGGCGGCGCAGGAGCUGAGCCCCCGCGGCAGGAACGUCUGCAGAGCCGCCGGCUUCUCGGUGCUCGUGUGCUGCCCGGGAUGGAGGCAACAAGGAAAUGAGUGUUUAAUAGCCRUGUGCGAGGGCAACUUCACCUGCAAGGAGAACGAGGUGUGCGUGAGGCCCGGCGAGUGCCGCUGCCGGCACGGCUACUUCGGCGCCAACUGCGACACCAAGUGUCCCCGCCAGUUCUGGGGUCCCGACUGCAAGGAGAUGUGCAGCUGCCACCCAAACGGGCAGUGUGAGGACGUGACGGGCCAGUGCACCUGCAACCCCAACCGCUGGGGGCCCAAGUGCGAGAACGGCUGCCUCUGCAAGCACGGCAAGUGCGACCAGAAGACGGGCAAGUGCACCUGCGAGCCCAACUGGUGGGGCCCCCAGUGCUCCAGCUCCUGCUACUGCAGCCACAACUCGCAGUGCGACCAGCAGACGGGCAACUGCCUGUGCCAGCCGGGCUGGUGGGGCCGCGGCUGCAACAACCAGUGCUCCUGCAACAACUCGCCCUGCGAGCAGUUCACGGGGCGCUGCCAGUGCCGCGAGAGGACCUUCGGGCCCCGCUGCGACCGCUACUGCCAGUGCUACAAGGGCAAGUGCAACCAGGUGGACGGGACGUGCACGUGCGAGCCGGGAUACCGGGGCAAAUACUGCCGCGAGCCCUGCCCGGCCGGCUUCUACGGGCAAGGCUGCCGCAGGCGCUGUGGGCAGUGCAAGAGCCUGCAGCCCUGCACGGUGGCCGAUGGGCGCUGCCUGACGUGCGAGGCCGGCUGGAACGGCACCAAGUGCGACCAGCCCUGCUCGCCCGGCUUCUACGGCGAGGGCUGCGAGAAGAUGUGCCCCCCGUGCAAGGAUGGGCACACCUGCAACCACAUCAACGGCAAGUGCUCGCACUGCAACCCUGGCUGGAUCGGAGACCGGUGUGAGACCAAGUGCCGCAACGGGACGUACGGCGAGAACUGCGCCUUCGUGUGCAGCGACUGUGUCAACGGCGAGUGCCACUUCGAGACGGGCAGAUGCCUCUGCCGCGCAGGCUCCCACGGCACCUACUGCAACCUGACAUGCCCGCCGGGCCACUUCGGAGCCAACUGCGCGCAGGCCUGCAGCUGCCACGACGACGCGUGCGACCCGCUGACGGGCGCCUGCCACAUGGAGGCCAACCAGCGCAUGGGCGUCAUCGGCGCCGGGGCGCUGCUGGCGCUGCUGCUCAUCCUGCUGCUCUCGCUGCUCUGCUGCUGCUGCGUCUGCCGCAAGAAGGACGAAGGCCACGGCACCAACCAGGACCCGGCGGCAGCCAAGAAACCGCCGCGCCGCCUGUGCGGCCGCUUCAGCCGCAUCAGCAUGAAGCUCCCGCGCAUCCCCCUGCGCCGCCAGAAGCUGCCCAAGGUCGUAGUGGCCCAUCACGACCUGGAGAACACCAUGAACUGCAGCUUCAUCGAGCCGCCCUCCGUGGUGGAGCAGCCCUCGCCGUCCUGGUCCUCGCGCGGCUCCUUCUCCUCGUUUGACACCACGGACGAGGGGCCCGUGUACUGCGUUCCCCACGAGGAGAGCGUGGGUGACAGCAAGGACAGGGGCACGUCCUGCAGCCUGGGGGAGAAGCCGGGGCCCACGGCCGGGCCGGAGGAGGCCGGCGAGUACACGUUCCUGAAGGAGACGGGCUCCGUCAAGGCCUUCCAUGCCGACAGCAGCGAGACGCCCCUGCUCAAGUCGUCGGACAGCGAGCGCUCGUCCUGCGGGUCCGGCUCGGCUAGCGCCGCGCUCUACGCCAGGAUCGCGCGGCUCUCCAAGCAGUCCAAGGAGGAGGAGGAGAGCCCGGCCGAGCCCAGGAGCCCCGCAGGCAGCGCAAAGCCACCGUCGCCCGAGAGAACCAAGCCCCGUCCGCCUGACCCGUCCACGAAGCCCAAAGUGUCCUGGAUCCACGGCAGGUACAACUGCAACCAGUCCAACUCGCUGCCUGCKCCCAGCCGGUCCCCGGAGAGAGCAGCCGCCCCGCUCAGCGGCGCCGAGCAUGGCCCGGCCUUGGCCAAGAGGAAGAGGAGUCCAAGCGAGACGUCGGCCAGCGUGCACAGCAAAGCGGACGAGAAGGGCAGCGCCCGGGGCAAGGAGAAGGCGCAGAAGCCUCCGAAGGAGCCGGGCUUCCCGGAGGGCAAAGCCUCCCUCCCCGCGGAGCCGCAUUCGCCAUCCAAGCCCAAGCAGAGGGGCAGGGCCAGCACGGAGCAGAUGGAGAACAUCAACGGCGCGGUGCAAAACGCCUUCAAAAAGAUGGGCGCUUUCCACGCGGAGCGGCGCGCGGGCGAGAGCCGGGAGGCCCCGCGCAGCCCCAGCGCCGGCAAGCCACGCGCUGAGAGCCUGCACCCGCACCUGAGCUCCGAGGCGGCCACGCUGCUGGCCGCCCAGCUGAAGGAAAAGACUCAGAGCCUGCACAAGGGCGACGGUGGCGCCCGGCAGAACGGGCUGGGCGCCCUGCAGCCCCCGCGCGAGAAGCCCACGCCGCCGCAGAAAGCCAAGCGCUCGGCGAGCGCCGGCGGCCAGAAGGCCGGCAAGCCCGCGCUGCCCACGUCCGCCAACCUGCAGAAACUGAUCCCCGCCGUGGCCGAGCCCGUGGCCGGGGAGCCGCAGCGGGCUGAGAAGCAGAGCUCCGGCAGCGGCCCCGAGGCGGCCGCCCCGAGCGAGGCGCCCGCCAAGAAAACACCCAUUAAAAAGCCUCCGCGGAAGAAAAGCCGAGAAGCCACCCUCGAGCAGCCCAAAGCAGCCGUGGGGCCCUCUCAGACAGUGCAGUAGUGAGGAGCGUGCCCGGCUCGGCCCUGGCCUGCGCGCGCCAGGCACCCGGGCAGCAGGAGGGACAUUUGCAAACGUGACCAGCAGAGGCAGAGGCUCAAACUGGGCAGCGAGAACCCCCGAGCCCUCUCCUCCCGCUCCCUCCCCACUGCCCCGGCCUUUUGUUGUUUCUU
Nothoprocta perdicaria is the source of this 3074-nucleotide messenger RNA. RefSeq names its product scavenger receptor class F member 2 (gene SCARF2). The transcript is spliced from 11 exons. Gene Ontology annotation, molecular function: scavenger receptor activity. The record is from RefSeq and is a predicted model, not a curated record. NCBI's taxonomy places the organism in Eukaryota, Metazoa, Chordata, Aves, Tinamiformes, Tinamidae. The coding region runs from base 1 to 2904 and encodes 967 amino acids.